Messenger RNA from Labeo rohita (rohu), 1349 nucleotides. RefSeq names its product desmoglein-2-like. The transcript is spliced from 7 exons. NCBI's taxonomy places the organism in Eukaryota, Metazoa, Chordata, Actinopteri, Cypriniformes, Cyprinidae. Gene Ontology annotation, biological process: homophilic cell-cell adhesion. Gene Ontology annotation, molecular function: calcium ion binding. Gene Ontology annotation, cellular component: plasma membrane; desmosome. The coding region runs from base 81 to 1037 and encodes 318 amino acids. The record is from RefSeq and is a predicted model, not a curated record.
UGCUAAAGCUCCGCCCGCCGCUGACCGCUCGUCAGUCUGUGUCAAAGUUCCGAGAGUAACGGCAGGAGCGGCGGCGGAUAAUGGCGAAGAUCUGCGGUAUUUUACUAUUCGUAACGCUGAUUCUGGCGAUACUACAUACUUCAUCGUCUGAAGGACAACUGAAGACAGUCCGACACAAGAGAGAAUGGAUUGUCCCACCACACAGACUGAGGGAAAAUGUCGAUUAUACGUAUCGGGAUUACAUAGCCAAAAUCCGUUCAGACGAGGAGACCAGGAUGAGUAUACGAUAUUCACUGGCUGGACAUGGUGCUAGCCUGCCACCCGAAAACUUGUUCACUGUUGAUAGUAAGACGGGCUUGGUCAGGAUCCAUGGAUUGUUAGACAGAGAGAAAACUUCCAUUUAUUAUCUUCAAGGGAUGGCCAAGUUUCUAAAUGGCAGGCGUGCUGAGAAAGAUAUUGAAUUGAGAAUCGUGGUGGAGGAUGAGAACGAUUGCGCUCCUGUGUUUAACCAGACCAUCGGAGCUGUUUAUGAGUGGAGCAGUACAGCCACGUUUGCAACGACUGCCAUCGCAACAGACGCGGAUCAAGAAGGAACUCUGCAUGCAAAAAUCGCCUACAGCAUUGUUAAACAGCAUCCCGAAGAGAUGUUCUACAUUAAUCCACAGACCGGUGGGUUAUACGUCAUGAAAAACGCGCUCGACAGAGAGAAACAUGACACAUACACGUUGAUUGUUAAAGGGACUGAUAUGAACGGAGCUGUGGAUGGAAAUUCAGGAACAGGGACAGUUACCAUCAGUAUUCUUGAUGUCAAUGACAACAUCCCUACUUUAAAGAGCGCCUAUUAUGAGUGCAGUGUGGAGGAAAACACUGUAAAUGUGGAAGUGGUGAGGAUUCAAGCGAUCGACAUGGAUCAGAAGUAUACUGACAACUGGCUUGCCGUCUUCACAAUCGUGUCAGGAAACGAGGCCGGUUAUUUCUCCAUAAGCACAGACAACAAGACCAACGAAGGCAUUGUGAUUCUCAAAAAGGUAGAUUGAUCCAUCUGUCAUUUCUUCUGUUUUGCUCUUACAAACGGUGCUUUGUUUUCCGUUGCACAACAGCUGUCGAGAUGAAUGUAGUUUUCUCCGCUCCAUCCUUCAAUAAGCUUCAAUAGGCCGACUGUAAAAUUCUUCAAUAGCCUCAGUGCAAAACCUGCAUUACAUUCUGACAGAUUAAAAAAAACAAUUUGCACUGAGAUGUGCCGUGUUCAUAGCAGAACGCUGUGUUCUUAUUUAGGCACGCAAUUCACACUGUGUGAGAACAUGACAGACAAACAAGUUAAAGAAAAAAGUGUUAUAUUAGUAUCACUG